Molecule: messenger RNA, 6708 nt
Organism: Oncorhynchus mykiss (rainbow trout)
Lineage: Eukaryota; Metazoa; Chordata; Actinopteri; Salmoniformes; Salmonidae
Product: solute carrier family 41 member 1
Biological process (GO): monoatomic cation transport
Cellular component (GO): plasma membrane
Molecular function (GO): monoatomic cation transmembrane transporter activity
Source: RefSeq, a predicted model, not a curated record
UCAUCUCUGGUUGCCCAGCCUUGUGACUUCCUAUGCCAUGAGAUUGUUAUAUGCGUAUGUAGCUGCUCGCGGGGUUCUAAAUGGGACAAUGUGACGGGUCGGAAGUGACAGCCUUAACCGUGUGGGGUUAACGAUUAAGCCAGGUACGGGCCGUUACCGUUACCAGGCAUGCAUACCGGCACCCACGCAUCAGGCUGCAGCACACAUUAUAACAGAGUGCAGGAUAUGAGACAACCGUUUUGAGGCGUUCAGCAGUGCGCUCUGUUCAGCGUCUGUUCACUCGUCUCCUCUGUGGACUUCUGCGUUUUAGGUUAACAGCAGCCAGAGCGCUGAGGGGAAGUGUUCUCCUGUAGGGCUGCUCCGUAACUAUAUCCUUGUGCCGCAGCCCUUUAAAUACUCCUCAUAAAAUAGCCACUUGGUGAAAGGUGAGACCUUCCCAGCCCAGGACACGGUCUGGAGCGAGCUAGUCUGAAAGGACCGUCAGAGCGCGUGCAGGACUGACCUGCGCUCUUGGAUGACUUUCUGAAAAGAACUUCGGGCUACUAGCUGGACCUGCAAUACUGCAUGUACUUUUUCAUACCAACUUUUCAAUACUUUUUGGUUACCAGUCGUUGUUGACCAGAUAAACAUUGGUUUGUUUGUUUUUGCUCUCUUUUAAAAAUAUAUAAUUGGUUCAUUCUUCUAUACAUCUGCCUACAGUGCUUACGCAGUGAAUGGAGGACAUACUCCAGCUUCUCCCGAAGCACCGGCAAAUUCUCACACAGGCCUGGGGGAGAGCAGCUACUCACACCUGCCUUUGCAGGAGCUUAGUUGAGCUUUCAAAACGUUUUUUACCACUUAAUUUUGCGUUCAUGACCACACCUGAGUGCCACUCACCAACAUUCUUUAAUGGGAUAAAUUCACUUGUGAGAUCAGGUUAUUAAAAACCGAUCAAGGGAAAUCUAAACCAACCAUCCCACACCUUUUUGCCAUAGCCUAUAUUUGUAAUUCAGUCUACUGUCCUCAAAAGCUUCCGCAUGGUACUUUGGUCGAAAGAGCAAGACCAACCGCCGGACACCGACAUGUCAUCCGGGGCAAUAGAAAUGAAGAAAGUGGUGCCACCGGUGUACCUCCACUCCAACGGCUCUGUUCACCCAGCCAUCCUCACCGAUGACCCUGAGGAGAUGAGACCGGAGGAGAUGAGACCGGAGGAGAGGGGCGAGUAUGAGCUCACAGAAGUGACAUCCUUCACAGACAGGUCUGGUGAACCGGGAGAUGAAGGCCGGGAGAUAGUGGUGAUAGACUGCAGGGCGAAUGCCAAGGGCCAGCGCGAGGAGGACGCUCUCCUGGAGAAUGGCAGCCAGAGCAACGAGAGCGACGACAUAAGCACUGACCAGAGCCCAGAGCCACCAGCGCCGUUAAAAGAGACCUCCUUCUCCAUCGGCCUCCAGGUGGUCUUGCCAUUCCUGCUGGCUGGGUUCGGGACGGUGGCGGCGGGCAUGGUGCUGGAUAUUGUUCAGCACUGGACGGUGUUUACAGAGGUGACGGAGGUCUUCAUCCUGGUCCCAGCGCUGCUGGGGUUAAAGGGCAACCUGGAGAUGACACUGGCUUCCAGACUGUCCACAGCGGCUAAUAUUGGUCAGAUGGACUCAGCCAAGGACAUGUGGAAGAUGAUCGUUGGAAACCUCGCCCUCAUCCAGGUCCAGGCCACGGUAGUAGGGUUCCUGGCGUCCAUCGCUGCGGUGAUCUUUGGCUGGAUCCCAGAAGGGAACUUUAGACUGGGACAUGCUAUCCUGUUGUGUGCCUCCAGUGUGGCAACCGCAUUCAUCGCUUCUCUGAUACUAGGGAUCAUUAUGAUUGGUGUAAUCAUCGCAUCCAGGAAGGUGGGCAUCAACCCUGACAAUGUGGCCACGCCCAUCGCUGCCAGUCUGGGAGAUCUGAUCACCCUCUCUCUGCUGGCUGGCAUCAGCACAGGACUGUACAAGGAGCUGGAGUUUAACGACUAUGCCAACCCGUUGGUGUGUGCUGUGUUUGUGGCGCUGACCCCUCUGUGGGUGCUGAUCGCUCGGAGGAUCCCCUCCACCAGAGAGGUGCUCUACUCAGGCUGGGAACCUGUCAUCAUUGCCAUGGCAAUCAGCAGUGUUGGGGGUCUGAUCCUAGAUAAGACCGUGUCCAACCCCAACUUCGCUGGCAUGGCUGUCUUCACUCCUGUUAUCAACGGUGUGGGAGGUAACCUGGUAGCGGUGCAGGCCAGUAGAAUCUCCACCUAUCUGCACAUGAAUGGUAUCCCCAUGGGAGACCCUGACCCCAACCCCAGGAAAUGCCCCACCCCCUGCACAUCCUUCUUUGGUUCCAAUGUGAACUCUCGUUCAGCACGGGUGCUCUUCCUCCUGGUUGCUCCAGGUCACCUGGUCUUCCUCUACACCAUCAACUCCAUGCAGGGAGGACACACCACGCUAACAUCCAUCUUCAUAGCCUUCUACAUGGCUGCUGCAUUACUGCAGGUGUUGAUCCUGUUGUACCUGGCUGACUGGAUGGUCCACUGGAUGUGGAGUAGGGGGAUGAACCCUGAUAACUUCUCUAUUCCUUACUUGACGGCCCUGGGAGAUCUGCUGGGGACCGGCUUCCUGGCCCUCUGCUUCCAUGUCCUCUGGCUCAUUGGAGACAGAGACACUGAUGUGGGAGACUGAGCACACAGCUGGACAGCAUACAUAUACAGCAUCAAUUCGGGCUCACCGGAAAACAACCUGAACAACUGAACUGUACAGUAUCUCCCUCUGGACAUCGGAACAACUGAAUCACUUUCAGACCCAGACCUCAACCCUGACCCCUUGACCUCCAAUCUCCCCCCAAACCCCUCCCCCUGGGUCACAGACUAUGCCAUGUUUUCUUUAUUUGACUAAAUAAGAGUUUUACUACUAUUGUUUUUAUUGUUAUUAUGAUGACGAUGAUUAUGAUUAUUAUUGUUAAUAGUGAAUUUGAUAAGAAUCUAUAUCUGUUUUACCAUUGGGUGGGUGAAUCCUCAUUAUUUUCAAUGGGGACAUUCUCCCUUGGGCCAGUCACAUUGGCAGCAUUUGUAAAGAUGAGCUCAAUCUUAAAGACUUGAAAUGAAGACAGACAGACAGCAAAAAAAACUCACACAAGCCUAGAAUGCUUAAUCACCAAGUGCUAUACGUAUAAAGAGAUUAAUACAUUUUUAAGGGACCCUUCCAAUUUGCCUUGCCUUGAGAGUAGUGAUUCAGUGGGGACAGCUCCACAGGGGCCCGGACCAGAAUGUAGAGACCUGAAUCCGCUUAGGUAACAACCCCCCAACCCUGUUAAAGGAUGACUGAACACUAACCUGAAAAGAAACAGGAAGAUUUAAGUUGCCCUUAAGCACAGAUCUAGAAUCAGUUUACCCUCUCCAAAUCCUAACCUUAACCAUUGGGGAGGGAUGAAAACAUAACUGACCCUGUAUCAGUGGUAAGAGGCAACCUCAACCUAGUCCAUGGACAUAGGUCCUGCCAGAUGGUACAGUCAGGUGCCACAUUAUGUUUCAUUGGUGACAGUUCGAUCUGGCACCUCGCCAGAUCGUACUGUCAGGUACCACAUUAUGUUUCAAGGGUCACCAAGGAGGUGCCAGAUCGUACUGUCAGGUACCACAUUAUGUUUCAAGGGUCACCAAGGAGGUGCCAGAUCGUACUAUCAGGUACCACAUUAUGUUUCAUAGGUCACCGAGGAGGUGCCAGAUCGUAGUGUUAGGUACCACAUUAUGUUUCAUAGGUCACCAAGGAGGUGCCAGAUCGUACAGUCAGGUACCACAUUAUGUUUCAUAGGUCACCAAGGAGGUGCCAGAUCGUACUGUCAGGUACCACAUUAUGUUUCAUAGGUCACCAAGGAGGUGCCAGAUCGUAGUGUCAGGUGCCACAUUAUGCUUCAUAGGUCACCAAGGAGGUGCCAGAUUGUACGGUCAGGUGCCUCAUUAUGUUUCAUAGGUUACCAAGGAGGUGCCAGAUCGUACAGUCAGGUGCCAAAUUAUGUUUCAUAGGUCACCAAGGAGGUGCCAGAUCGUACGGUCAGGUGCCACAUGUUUCAUAGGUCACCAAGGAGGUGCCAGAUCGUACAGUCAGGUGCCACAUUAUGUUUCAUAGAUCACCACCAAGGAGGUGCCAGAUCGUACGGUCAGGUGCCACAUUAUGUUUCAUAGGUCACCAAGGAGGUGCCAGAUCGUACAGUCAGGUGCCACAUUAUGUUUCAUAGAUCACCACCAAGGAGGUGCCAGAUCGUACAGUCAGGUGCCACAUUAUGUUUCACACUCAGUUGGAGGGUUGUUUUUUAAAUUAAAGUCAACCCAAAUUCUUGCCAACCAUGUCCUUAGUGGUCCUUGAGGCCUCAACGCUCAAUAGCAAGGUUUCAACACCUCCUUGUUGUCCCAUGAAUCCUCCUAAAGGGCUACGAUUGUGACAUUUCUUCAUUUACAUUUGUUUCUUCUUUGUUUUCACACAAACACUUAGACAGAAAAUUGUGCUUUGUUUGUCAGGCUGGCCAUCUGUUUGUGGCAGCCUGUUGGUUACACACACACACACAAAACUCUGCUUAUCGCUGGAUUCACUGAGGUUAGAGUGGCUUUACUGGGAGGCCAGAGGGAGGUCAGAGAGGGUAGGGACAGAGCUCUUAUUGAGACAGAGGCCAUUCCAGGUGACAUCCUAUCUAGUGCAAGGACUUAGGAGCAUAUGUUAAAGGGUGGGGUAAGUUUUCCACUUGAUCACACUGCUGCCUAAUGCUGUAGUGACAAGACCUGUUUGGUGUGUUCUGAUUAGAAGGCUUUAAUGGGCUUCAUUAGUUAGUGAGGAAAGACAGGAUGUUGAGGGAGGAAUUGUCAAACCAAUAUCGCCUGCUUAGGAAUAUCAUGCAAACAUCUCGCUCGCUCUUUCUGUCUCUCGCUCUCUCAAGUUUUCUCAAAUGGUACAAACAACAUCAGCGAUCUUCUUGAGUUGAAGCAACUCAAGGCCUGUCCAUGCUGACUACCACACUUCCUUAAUGUCUGUUGUGCAUUGUACAUACACACUGUGCAGCUGACCUACAAUAUCUGCCACAGACGCCAUGCUUCAAAAUGGCCUCCUAUCCUACCCACAUGAACAUACUGUCAGUAUAGACACUCUAAUUCUCGUAAGCAGCAGAGCCCAGCUUGAUGGUGAAAUGCAUGUGUUAUCAUCUGAUGCUUUGUUAUCUGGUGUUAAAUUGAUAUGUUGUUUUAAGGGGCCAGCAGAGUGCAUGUGCAGGGCACAUAACAUGAAUAUGCAAAACGUGUGCAUUAUGAGUUAAGUUUCCUUCUCUUUAAAAGAUAAUGUAUCCUUCUUAGGUUUGACACAAUUUACAAAGUGGAAGUUGUGUCCGUUAUUAGAUGUAUUCUUUAAGUUCAUAAUUUUUCUUAAUCCUUCUGUGAUCUUUAUGUGUUAGAUAAUGAUUAUGUCAUGUUUAUGAUUGAGAGCCCCAGUGGGGUUUAGUGUCACUGUUGGAAAGGACUGUAAUAUACACACACAGGCACCAGAGGGCAACAUUGUCAUAUGAGUGAAUAUGAGACAGUGCUGAUAGUGAUAGAGGCUGUUCACUAUUAGCGUCAUCUAGAUUAUAGAACCUGUAUCCAAGAUUCUAAAGAACCUGUGUUUUCUAGAUUCUAGAAUUUGUAUUUUCUUGAUUCUAGAAUCUGUGUCCAUGAUAUAAUUGCAUACCUUCUGGAUUCUAGAGCCUGUAUCCAAAAUUCUAUUCUAAAACCUGUCCUCUGUAUUCUUGAGGCGGAACCCUGGAUCUAGAACCUGGGUUCUCUCUGCUGUCUUACUGAACCUGUGCCAGCGUUCUGCCCCAGUACGGAUAUGAGGUUGUGAAUACUUCUUCAGGGGAAGGAAUGCUUUGUCUAUUUAUUUUUAGAUGCACACAAACAAAUUGUAUAUACUAUAUUUAUUCUAUAAAUAAGGUGUUUAUUUUUCAUUUAAUUUUGUCUCGGUUCUGUCGCUGUUUUUGUAAUUGUUUCUCAUUUAAUUUUUUUGUUCAUCCUUUUUUGGGUUGUAUCCAGCCAGUAGAGCUUCAGCGCUGCCGCGGUAGAUUAGCGCCUAGGCUAACAAACAACAGUGUGGGUGCCUAAUAUCUGAUGAACCUCACACACCUUACACCCCCUGCCCUCGGACAGGGACCCAAACAUAGAAGGCCUUAACCUAUCAGGAACCAAGCUCAACACAUAGUAACCAAUCAGGAACUAGGCUCACCACAGAGUAGAAUCUCUCUAAUUAGCUUUUAUUAAUAACUGACAUACCUUGAUUUGAUUUUGUAAUGUAAUGAAUGAAUAAAUAGUCUAUGAGAGAGGCUGCAUGGUUGCAAUGGCUGCAGUGUUUGGGAAUCACUAAGGCCAGAACCUUCAAUUGAGAACAUAAAUUAAUAGAUGGAUAUUGUAAACACUCUGGCUCUGACUAGAACAGACUAGUGGUCAGACAACACAGAAGUAUAACGGAUGGAUCAUUUCUCUAUAACCACAUUCCUCAACCCUCACCUCCCAGACACACACACACACUACUAGCACAAAAUGUCCAUACAGAUAUAUUGGUUACACACACAAACACACACGCAUACACUGUAUUUGGAACUGUGUGCUCCCCCUGCUGUCCCCCUCUGUAACCCUGUAACUGUAGUGGGGUUCACAAUCUGCAGGACUUUAUAAAUUGCUGGAAAUAAAGGACUAUAUUAUUUUGUACCACU